AUGUGCAUCCUCGUAUGGGCCUUAGCUUUUUUAAGUGUAACGAAUGCUGCCAAAUCACCGUUGAAAACAGAAUAUGAAUGGAAAUACAUAGAUUUUGAUUGGGAUUCUCAAGUUCAAAAAAAUUGGUACAUUGAGAAUGGCCUUUACGAUCCAAGUGCUAUUAUUCCUAUAGAUGUGGAGCGAGUAGACGAUGGACGAACAUUUAUUACAACGGUAAGAUCCAAAGGUGUUCCAGCUUCUUUACACACCGUUACCUCAAAAUCAAAUAAAGAAUCAGGACCACUUUUGAAACCUUAUCCCGAUUGGUCUUGGUACAACACAGUUAAUCCUUGCGAUGGUAUUAUCAACGUUUUUAGAGUUGCCACGGACCAGUGCAACAGAUUAUGGGUACUCGAUACAGGAUCAAUAAACACAAAAAAAGUUUGCCAGCCUAAAUUACUGGCAUUUGAUUUAAAGAAUGACAAAUUGGUCUUUUGGGAAGAAUUAAGUAAUGAAGUUGCUCAAAAUAAAAAAGGAGAAGGGUUGUUAGUGAAUCCAAUCGUGGAAACUGAAGGUCCAAAUUGUGAGGAUAUAACGAUAUACAUGGCAGACGUCGAAGGACACGGUUUGCUAGUUUGGAACAACCAUAAAGUAGUUCGUCUGAACGAUAGAGUUUUUUCACCUGAUGCAAAAUACGCUAAAAUGAAUAUAACCGGUACCGAAUUCGAAUUAGAAGACGGUAUUUUAGGAAUGGCUUUGUCGCCAAAAACAUGGAACAAAGCAGAAAAUCGUAUUUUGUAUUUCCGACCGCUGGCUUCCACGUGUAUAUAUGCCGCUAGUACAACAGACUUAAAACGAAGUUUGAAGGGUUCUUCCGUGAAUUACGUCGCAGCUAUUGACAUUCUACCGAGCCAGUCUGUUACCAUGGUCAUUUCUUCCGAUGGCACGCUGUUUUACAGUCUCACCAAAGAAGUUGCGAUUGGUUGCUGGAAUCCUGUAAGACCCAUAACAUCUGAAAAUUUGGCUAUACCAUUAAGGGAUACCGAGAGGUUACAGUUUGUAAGUGGUAUGAAAGUCAAAAAGCAAAGCUAUCCGAUAAACGAGUACUUACUUAUGCUGUCGAACAGAUUUCAAAAUUAUCUCACGACAAGUAUGAAUCCAAACGAAACGAACUACCGGGUUAUGACAGCUCCUAUUCAAGAUCUUGUCAAAGGAACUGUGUGUGACAAAUACUAUCAGAAAAAAGCGAUUUGGUAG
Copidosoma floridanum is the source of this 1236-nucleotide messenger RNA. Its product is annotated as royal jelly protein-like protein. Lineage: Eukaryota; Metazoa; Arthropoda; Insecta; Hymenoptera; Encyrtidae. Gene Ontology annotation, cellular component: extracellular region. The record is from RefSeq and is a predicted model, not a curated record.